Messenger RNA from Penaeus vannamei (Pacific white shrimp), 2024 nucleotides. The record is from RefSeq and is a predicted model, not a curated record. Lineage: Eukaryota; Metazoa; Arthropoda; Malacostraca; Decapoda; Penaeidae.
GAUGGAGGCCCUACAGACGGCAGCCCCCAAGAUGGCAACCCUAAGGAUGGUGCCUCCAAAGAUGGCACCUCGAAAGAUGGCAAGCCUCGGCCACCACCAGUUGAUAUUGCUGCAGCACAAAAUGCAGGUGGCGAGGGUGGCAUCAAAACUCCCACAGUCUCCUCCCAGACCCCACGGACCCCUGGCACUUCGCGGUAUGAUACCUUUAGGGAUAAGGAGAGGAAGAUCGGCCACAGGAGAGUGGGAGAAGGAGGUAUCGUUACAUACAAAAAAAUUGGGACUUCACAACUUAUGGCAUCAAUCCAGCUGGGUAUCCAACAAGCAGUAGGGAGCCUGGCAAGCAAGCCUGAUCUGGAUGUUUUAAUCCAGGAUUUUUAUGUUGUAGAAACUAUUUUUUUUCCUUCUGUUGGUUCUCAGUCAACACCAGCUCAUCAGUUUUCUGAGUUUAGAUUCAAAGUGUAUGCACCCAUAGCAUUUAGACAUUUUAGAGAUCUGUUUAAAAUUCAACCAGAAGACUAUCUUGUUUCACUGUGCAGCGAGCCUCUUCGGGAACUAAGUAAUCCUGGGGCGAGUGGCAGCAUAUUUUAUUUAACAAAUGAUGAUGAGUUUAUCAUCAAGACAGUGCAGCACAAGGAGGCAGAGUUCCUUCAAAAGUUAUUGCCAGGAUAUUAUAUGAAUCUGAACCAGAAUCCUAGAACAUUAUUACCAAAGUUUUUUGGGCUCUAUAAUUAUCAGUGUAAUGCCAAGAAUAUUAGGUUGAUAACAAUGAACAACUUACUUCCGUCAUCAAUAAAGAUGCAUCAGAAAUAUGAUCUAAAAGGUUCUACGUACAAAAGAAAGGCUAGUAAGUAUGAACGAAGCAAAGAAUCCCCAACAUUUAAGGACUUGGACUUUAUGGAGCACCAUCCUGAAGGUAUUCUACUAGAAGCAGAAACCUACAAAGCUCUUGUAAAUACCAUUGCAAGAGACUGCAGAGUAUUAACAUCUUUCAAGAUUAUGGACUAUUCCUUAUUGGUGGGCAUUCAUAAUUUAGAUCUUGCAGCCAGAAAGAAGGCACAAGACAAAGAGAAAAAAUUAAAUGGCGGAGAUGGUGGGCCAGCAGAAGAUGGGAGUGGAGAGGUGGAAGGAGAAGGGACUGGCCUGACCCGAUCCCGCUCAAUCAAUCGACACAAACUUGUAGCCCACUCAACUGCCAUGGAAUCCAUCCAAGCAGAUUCUGAUCCAAUAGAUGAGGAGGACCAUGUCCCGCCUGGAGGCAUUCCAGCAAGAAAUGCAAAAGGAGAACGACUGUUACUCUUCCUUGGUAUCAUUGAUAUUCUGCAGAGUUACCGCUUGAAAAAGAAAUUAGAGCACACAUUCAAGUCCAUGAUUCAUGAUGGGGACACGAUAUCAGUACAUCGACCAAACUUUUAUGCACAGAGGUUUCUGAAGUUUAUGGAAACCACAGUCUUCAAAAAGAUUCCAUCACGUGGUAGUGUUAGUGCUGAGGAGCAACAAGGUGGAAGUGGUGCUGAGUCUGCCUCUGCACUAGCUGUGGGAGCAAGUGUAGCUGCUUCUGCUACUGCUCCAUCAUCUGUAAGUGGAACAGUCACAUCUGGUGCAGCAGGCAUACAGGCAACAGCUGUGGGAGGAUCUGCUGCUGCAUCAGUGGUUGGAUCAGGCACCCCUUCAACACCAGUAAACCUCCCAGCAGUGUUGCAGGACCGACCCCACUCAGGCCGUGGCCGUGUGCCCCCUCCAGUACCCCCGCGAUCGCCAAGGGGUGGCGGCACUGGCCAACCAUCCUCUGCCUCCUCUUCAUUCUCAUUAACUCGAGGUAGUGGCCGCGGUGUAGUGACUGUAAGCGCAGGAGGGGCUGGAGCAGCUCACCCCCCAGUAGGCUCCCACCCUCCACCUCCAGCCUCAGGUGUUGGGGCAACAGGCAGCACCGUUGUGACCACGUCCUCUCCACGAGUACAAGUACGGUCAUCCCACACGCACGUUACGACAGUAGCCAUCCAGGAGGACAGAACUGAUGUUGUAAG